Molecule: messenger RNA, 1722 nt
Organism: Alternaria incomplexa
Lineage: Eukaryota; Fungi; Ascomycota; Dothideomycetes; Pleosporales; Pleosporaceae
Exons: 6
Coding region: 1-1722 (573 amino acids)
Molecular function (GO): protein binding
Source: RefSeq, a predicted model, not a curated record
AUGCGCUUCGAAUACUCUAGCUUGGCACUCUUUGCCGGCAUUUCUUGGGCAGCCUCUCUCCCAAACACUACAACCUUCGAGCGAGAGACGCGCAGCCUCGAUGAGAUUUACCAGGCAGCUUUGGCCGAAGGUGGCGUUGUCACGCUUUGGCAUGGCGGCGAUGAGAAGACUCAGCAAAACAGUCUGAAGAGUGCCUUUGAGGCACGAUUUCCUAACAUGACACUCAAUGUCACCGUCGACCUGUCGAAGUACCAUGAUGUCAACCUUGACGCACAGUUGGCUGCCGACAAUGUUUACGUCGACAGCAUCAUCCUGCAGACGCUUCACGACUACCCACGAUGGAAGAAGCAAGGCGCUUUGAUGAACUACGCACCAUUGAACUUCGACAAGAUCUAUCCUGUGUUCAAGGACGCCGAAGCGGCUUACAGUGGACUGCUUAUCUUUGAUUGGGGUAUCUCUGCCAACAUGAACAAAACGAGCACGAUGCCUACUUCGUACCAAGAUUUCACAAAACCCGAAUACAAGGACAAGAUCGUUCUAACGUACCCUAACGACGACGAUGCUGUCUUGUACCAGUUCGAGCUGAUCAUCGAAGAGCUCGGUGAGGAAUGGUUCAACGCCCUGCUGGCCAACAACCCCCGUUGGGUGCGCGGUACUGCCACUCCCGGCACACUCAUCAAGGCUGCCAACAGCAGCAGCGCGGUGACCUUUAGCUCCGGUUACUCAUUCGCAGACCGACCACCAGUCAAGUACUCGCUCCCCAGCGACGCCAAAUUCGUCUCUUGGGCUCAGACCGGCGCAAUCCUGAAGAAAGCACCCCACCCUGAAGGCGCAAAGCUACUCCACAGCUUCAUGCUCAGCGACGAGAACCAAUCUAGCCGUGGCUGGAGCGUUCGUGAGGAUAUACCAGCACCAGAAGGCGCCGAGACAAUCCUGCAGCAGCCCGGUACGGAUGCGCCUGCGUUUGCUGAGUUCAUGGCAGACCGUGGUCAUGUUGAGAGGCGAAGGGACUUUUAUGAAGUUAGGAUUGGUACCGCGCAGGGUCUUAGCCCGCUCGUUGAUGACUUGCUCUUCAACAACCCCGUGCUAUCCGAUGUCAAGAUCAAGCAGAUACACGAGGGCCACACGCGCGAGUACUUUGCACACAAGGCUGUGCUAUGUCUAGAGUCGGAUUACUUUUUUAACGCCUUCACUGGCAGCUUCAAAGAAGCAUCUGAAGGCACUAUUGAACUACAUGAAGACGAUCCAGAGCACUUUGAGUUCUUUCUUAAGUUCAUUUACACCGGUGCAUACGACAAACACGAGAUCGCCACACUUGCAGGCGACGACAAGAGCAAGCGCGUUCUGGUUCCAAUCGGUGUGCACGCCAUCGCUGAUAAGUACGAUGUCGCCAAGCUCUACGAGCCAGCGGCGGAAGACGUCAAGGCGGUUCUUCUGGAGGCUGUCGAGGACGAGGAUAUGCUCAUUACUGCGAUCCAAGCUCACUACGGUACCGAAGUCAACGUUGAUGGGGCCAUGGGACGCCUCAUCACUGAUGUUGUCUUCGAUAAACACCAAGGUCUGCUUGAGACAGAACGUUUUGAGCAAUUGCUGCUUGCCCAUUCCAAUUUCGCUGCAGACGUUGCGUUGCAUUCUCAGCGUGGAAAAAGACUGAAAACACUGAAGCUUGCUCAGUCUAUGAUCGAGUUCUUCGCCAAGCGGUCGAUACAGAUACCGGAUUGA